UAGUAGCGUUUAACUGCGCAUUCGCUGUAGAUGUAUAGCGGUAUGGGGGUGAAAUCUGUCAACACAAACUUGUGAUUGUUGGAUUAAAAAGAAGAGCUGAGGAGUAGAUCUUUAAAGUGAUGUACCCUGGGAAGAAAAUAACAAAAGAAGAUACAUGGAGGUCUGAUGACUUAAAAGUGCACAUUCAGACUCACAAAGAGGAGAGCAGAAGAAGAUCCAAACGAGAAGAGGAGCACAGGAAACACAGGGAUGGAGAAUCUGUUGGUCGGCGACACAGAGACCCUGAUCCAGAUGCAAGAAGAGAAAGAGAAAAACAAAGACAUGGAGAAAGCACAAGAGAGGAGAGUAAACACAGAGACCCAGACAGGGACAGAAACCAGGAUAUCAAGAGGGAAGAUGUCAGGGAUGAUAGAUAUAAAGAGAAAAGGAGAGAGCGAGAUAAGGCAUUAGAUUACAACAGACACAGAGAUGGAGAAGAAGAAGAAAAAAGACAUGAUCAAGUUGAGAAGGGAAACGGUGAAAGACGGAGGGAUAGGGAUAAAGACAGAGACAAUGAUAUGUACAAACAACGGGACAGGGAAAGAGAAAAAGAUAGAAGAAGGGCUGAGAGAGAUGGGGAGCGAAAAAUUGAAACAGAUGGAAGGAAAGAGGAGAGAACUGAAAGAGGAAAAGAAGACAGGGAGAGAGACAAAGAAAAAGAAAGAAGAGAAAGACACAGAGCAAGAGAAAGUAAUCGGAAUCGACAUGAAUAUGAGGAAAAACAGAGAGAGGGAGAAAGGAAAGAGAAACACAGGGAUAAAGACAAUUCUGGACACAAAGAAAGAGAACACAGAAGAGAUAGAGAAGAGAAAGAGAAGAGAAAAAGGGAUAAAGAAAGUCAUGUGACAAACAAAAGUAACUCUCAAGAAGUUGAACAGCAUCACCAAGAUAGGGAUAGGGAAAAGACCCGGGAGAGGGAAGAAAAAGACAGAAGGCGUGAAAGAAGGCACAAGGAGGCUUCAGACUCCAAGAGUGAAAGAGAGCGGAAACAAAAAGAUUCAUCAGGACAUGACAUGAAUGAAAGGAUAAUUAGAGACAAAGAGGUGGGGAAUGAAGAUACUGAAAAGGACAAAGAAUCAAGCAAAGAUUAUCAUAAGGAUGAUUAUGAUGAGGAUUUUGAGGAUUAUGAGGAAGACUUUGAGGAUCUAGAUGAAGAGAAGGAUGAUGAUGAUGAAGAGGAGGAGAAAGAGGAAGAUGACAAUAACGUGAGAGAAAAGAAGAGGGAGCUGAGCCCCAGAAGAAGAGAAGAGAUUGAAGCCAUCCAGAAAGCCAUUGAAGAGGAAAAUGAGAGAAUCUCCUCUGCAAGAUCAAAGCCAACAACCAUAGAGUCAGCUAUCACCCAGAGAGAAAGACACUCUGAAAAAAGUCAAACACAAGGCAAAAUUAUUGAUUUUGUAUCAGCAAAGCAGCGAGAGGUUAGCCAAAAAGUGGCCAAGAAACAGAAGAAGCGCAGUGAGGAACUUCUGCGUCUGAUUGAUUUAGACUUUUCCAUCACCUUCUCUCUGCUGGACCUGCCUCCUGUCAAUGAGUAUGACAUGUACAUCAAGACCUUUGGAACAGCCAAUACCAAACAGGCCUAUGUGCAGUGCAAUGAAGACAAUACUGAUCGAGAUAUACAAACAGAAGAAGUUGACAUGACAGACAAAUGGACACAGCACCCACAAGAAGGAAAUGCAGCGUGUGGAGGAUCUAAGGCGUCUCAAGACACUUCAGUGAAAUCCACUGCAAGAAUAGCUACUGAUUCUCAACGUCUGACUACUUUUUUACGUUCUGCUGCACAGGUGAUGGCUGUUCUGAUAGAGGAGAAUAUGACAGAGAGUAAUUCUGCUCGAAGACUUCGCUCUCAAACAGACGCUCUGUCCUUCAGUGAUGGCUGCAUUCAACUCAAUGCCAAACUCCCAUUUUUGCAUGGUCGGCAGGUGAGUCUGCUGCAGUUUUCUCAAGUCCAGAGACAGACUCUUCUGUCUGUUCAUCCUCCAUCUUCCAAAACCAGUGCUGUUCGGCUUGACAGCGAGACUGUCAUUUGUGUGUGGAACAUCUGGGAGCCAUCCAGACCCCAAAAAAUUCUUCUUUAUGAAUCUGAGGUGAGGUGUUGUUGUUUCAGUCCUGGUAAAGUUACGUUAGUGUUUGCUGGUACAGCAGUGGGUUCAGUGGUGGUAUGGGAUCUCAGAGAACAUUCUGGCACUCACUGCAACUUGGUGGUUGGCAAAGAGGUGUGGAUACUACGCUACCCGACCUUCUCUACGGAUGCUGUACUUUCUGGGGUGGGUCAUCUCUCUCCUGUGGUGUCUGUUGAACCUGUACUGACGACUGCCGAUACAAGUUCAAAAAGCACACUAACUGCGGACAUAGAGGAGUCUCUUGGACUGUCAUUUCAGUUAGGAUCUCUGGAUGAAAAUGGGGUGUUAACUCUCUGGGUUGUGGUCGAGCUGCCCAAAGGAAAUGAUUCUGGAUCUCAAACAGACUUGGGUCUUAGGCCUGGCGGUAAAGUUAAAUUACUCCACAGCUCAUCUCUACAGACCACUGAGAGAUUACCUCAAGACAUUAUAAUGGGAUUUGGAUCUCCUGUGAGCCUUCAGUUAAAGUUCCUCCCUUCUGACUCGAACCAUUACUUCAUUGGUACUAACAUGGGUCUGGUUAGACAUGGUACAAGGCAUAGCUUGAAAGUUCUUCCAAAGUUCUACAGAUCGCAGUUUGAUAGCUGUAGACCAGUGGAGGUCACAGCACUUGACUUCAGUCCUUUUGGAGAACCCCUUUUCUUGGUUGGCUGUAGUGACGGAACAGUUCGAUUACACUCGGUCCUGAGAGAAGAUCCGUUGAUGGAGUGGUCUGAAUGUUCCAGUGGCGCUCCUAUUCUGUCAGUGCAGUGGUCUCAGACACGGCCAGCUGUGUUCUGUGUUCUGGAUGCUGCCUCUCAUCUGCUCAUCUGGGACCUGACAGAGAAGGAUUAUAUGCCAGUCAUCACUGAGAAUAUACACAAUAACCGGGUAACAGCCAUGGCUAUGUUUGGUGAGCCAGCCAAGCAGAACACAUUUUCUGGCAUUGCGCUUGCCAAGCAGUCCGGAAAGGUGGAGAUUCAGUAUUUCAAGAAGUCACUUACAGUGCCUAGCGCCUCUGAUAAAGACAAACUUGAUUCUGCUUUGCACGAUGCUUUUUGAUAUAAGAUCUGAGCCCAGAUUUAUAUUCAUAUCCAGUUAAAUCGAUAAUAUGCAAAUAACAAAGGAAAACACAAAGAGAGUUUAGAGAAAAUCACACACAGUAUGGACGGACCUAGUGAAUUAUAUUUCCUUGUCACAUCAGUAAGGUACCCAAAACUACAUUGAUUAUGGCAUGAACUGUAGAGGAUGAGAAAUGGCUGUUUACUAGUCGCAGUGCAUAGCCUUUUUGGUCUAUACAAAUAACAAAUUAACUUUCCUGGCUUAAUAUUCAUUACACCUGUCCUGAAACUUUGCUGACGAUGGCUGGAACAUAAUGGUUUUGUUUGCUGUAAGCAGCAUUUUGUAAAGUUGCAUUAAAUAUAACAAGAAGCACAUACAAAUGAGCUUUCUGUUCCUCAGGGAUAUUAAUACUUUAUAUCCUUUUUAUUAUUUUACAAUAUUUACAAAUGAAUAUUUACACCAAGUUAGCAUUUAAACUUGAAUACAUCUUAUGUAUGUCAUUUUCAUUUAUUUGCUAUCAAGGUCACUUGUAAUUAUUAAUGGAUAUUUUUUAUUAAAAGAUGAUUGCAUUUA
This is a messenger RNA of Pimephales promelas (fathead minnow), 3770 nucleotides long. It is a transcript of the gene dync2i1, whose product is annotated as dynein 2 intermediate chain 1. NCBI's taxonomy places the organism in Eukaryota, Metazoa, Chordata, Actinopteri, Cypriniformes, Leuciscidae. Gene Ontology annotation, cellular component: cytoplasmic dynein complex. Gene Ontology annotation, molecular function: dynein heavy chain binding; dynein light chain binding. Gene Ontology annotation, biological process: intraciliary transport. The record is from RefSeq and is a predicted model, not a curated record.